Messenger RNA from Trichoderma harzianum CBS 226.95, 528 nucleotides. RefSeq lists its product as hypothetical. The record is from RefSeq and is a predicted model, not a curated record. Lineage: Eukaryota; Fungi; Ascomycota; Sordariomycetes; Hypocreales; Hypocreaceae. The transcript has a single exon. The coding region runs from base 106 to 414 and encodes 102 amino acids.
UGAUGGCUGUGUUAGUUGACCCCAUACGAGUACGAUGCGUGCAUUGUUCUGGUGUGAUGUUCAGGCAGCUGAGCUGAGUUGAGGUUCUGUUUGAGACAGCAGACGAUGCCCAACAAUGAAUGCCGUGAAUUUGUUGCGCAUGUUUCUGCCUGGAGACUCUCCACAAUUGAGAGGUUUUUCUUUUUCUCUUGUUUCUUUUUUCUUUUUAUUGAUGUCGCAAUCUUAAUCAAUUCCUCCAGUCGUUGUGCAUCAAUUCAUGAAAACACCAUCACAUGCUCUGCUUUUCAUUUGCGUGCGAGUUCCGAGCGCGAUAAGCGGACUUUUCGGGUCUAUGGAGCCCUGGGCAGCCAGAAAUUGGCCUCAAUUGCUCGGAUCGGAAGCAUCAACUUACCCUACAAAGCGCACUUUACUUGAUAUGUACAAACAAAUGCAUCCAGCAAGGCAGAAUGACUUACAUGAACAUGAACCUACCUCGAGAUUGGAUUUAAUCUCUUGCGUCUGCAAGGUCUGGCAAGCUGUGUAGAAGCC